GAUCUGUGUAUCAGAAGGAAAGCAGGGGGACCUUUUCUAGAGAGACGCUGCUCAGGACUUUGACAUAAAAUCACCUCUUUUGUCCUCUUCUUCGUUGACACUUUGACGUUUGGCGGACUGGAGCGGCUUUAACGCGGCGUGUUGUUGGCGCAGACAGCCAGCUGAAAGAGGUCACAACACAUCUGUAACCAUGACAGCAGAGGAGACAAUCAGCAUCAAGGAGGCAGAGGUGAUCAAGGUCAUCCUGGACUUUCUGAACUCUAGGAAGCUGCACAUCAGCAUGCUGGCUUUAGAGAAGGAAAGUGGUGUAAUCAAUGGACUCUACUCUGAUGAUAUGCUGUUCCUCAGGCAACUCAUUCUGGAUGGCCAGUGGGAGGAGGUGAUGCAGUUUAUUCAACCUCUAGAAGGAAUGGAGAAGUUUGACAAGAAAAGGUUCCGCUACAUUGUUCUGAAACAGAAGUUCCUGGAAGCUCUGUGUGUAAAUAAUGCCAUGUCUGCUGCUGAAGAUCCCCAAAAUCUGGAGCUCACCAUGCAAGAAGCAGUGAAAUGCCUCAACAGUCUGGAGGAGUUCUGCCCAUCCAAAGAGGACUACAGUAAGCUUUGCCUCCUCCUCACCCUGCCGCGCCUCACCCACCACGCAGAGUUUAAAGACUGGAACCCGAGCACGGCACGUGUCCAUUGCUUCGAGGAGGCCUGUGCUAUGGUGGCUGAGUUUAUCCCUGCGGACAGGAAGCUGAGUGAGGCAGGCUUCAGGGCGAGCGGGAAUCGUCUUUUCCAGCUGCUCAUCAAAGGGAUCCUUUAUGAAUGCUGUGUCGAGUUCUGUCAGAGUAAGGCAACAGGUGAGGAGAUCACAGAGGGCGAGGUCUUGCUUGGUGUGGAUUUACUCUGUGGAAAUGGCUGUGAUGAGCUGGACUUGUCACUGCUGUCCUGGCUGCAGAACCUCUCUCCGGGUGCCUUCUCCUGCGCCUUCGAGCAAAAGACCCUCAACAUCCACGUCGACCGUCUGGUGAAGCCAAGCAAAGCCGGCCAUGCCGACCUCCUCACUCCUUUGAUCAACCGUCUGUCCCCCUGCCCUGCCUCACCCUUCCGCCAGAGGCCUCAUUCAGCCGACACCUACAUGUCCAGAUCUUUAAACCCAGCUUUGGAUGGUCUGUCUCAUGGCCUUGCAUCCCAAGAAAAGAGAGGCAUGGAUGCAAAUGUUAAGUCUGCCCUCAGUCGGAGCCUGGUGGAGAAUAAUGUGCAUCAAGAGGAUGAUUCACCUGAAAGGAAGCAGCGUCAUGGUCAGGAGGGGCACAACACCACACGCACCCCUUUGACUCCUGGAAAAGAUGGAGGACCCCCCUGCAGCACAGAAACAAAUGAGCGUCUUGACUCCACAGAGCACAUCCAGGAGUAUUACAGGCAGCGUCUCCGUGUGCAGCAGCAUCUGGAGCAGAAGCAGCAGCAGAGGCAGCUUUACCAGCAGAUGCUGCUGGAGGGAGGAGUGAAGCCCCUGGAUGGUACCCAAAACAACCUCACUGAGACCUUCCUGAACAGAUCCAUUCAGAAGUUGGAGGAGAUGAAUGUGGGCAUCGACCACAGAGGAGACGAGGUGAUGUCUCAUCUGGGCCAGCAGAGAAACGGGCUGCCAGGGAACACCAGCACCUCUAGUCCCAGAGCCACCAACAACCGGCACACCCCAGACACUGGACCGCCAAGGGACAAGCCAGGUGGAUGGGUCAGCAGCACACCGUUAAAGACUGGAAGUCAUGGUUUAUCCUCCCUCAGUGAAUCCCCGGUUCCAGCAAGUAAAAGUGCAGAGAGGAUCAGAGGGUCCUGUCCAACAGUCCAAGGUGAUGCUGGCAGCACUGGGACACGAAACUUACAAGAGCUCGGAAAGUCCAAAACACAGUUUGUCAAAGUGAGCCAACUUGAGGACACACAGGCAGUGCGUGCAGUGGCUUUUCAUCCUGCCGGAGCACUUUAUGCUGUUGGCUCCAACUCCAAAACCCUGAGAGUCUGCGCCUACCCAGAGACACUGACUCCCAGUGGUUCUGGUGCUCUAAAGCAGCCGGUUGUGCGGUUCAGGAGGAACAAACACCACAAGGGUUCAAUCUACUGUGUGGCCUGGAGCCACUGUGGACAGCUGCUGGCUACAGGCUCCAACGAUAAAUAUGUCAAAGUCCUGCCUUUCAAUGCAGACAGUUGGAAUGCUACAGGCCCAGACCUGGAGUUCAGCAUGCAUGAUGGUACCAUCAGGGACCUGGCUUUUAUGGAGGGCCCUGAGAGUGGAGGAUCCAUCUUGAUCAGUGCGGGAGCUGGAGACUGUAACAUCUACACAACAGACUGUCAGAGAGGACAGGGCCUUCAUGCCCUGAGCGGACACACUGGUCACAUUCUGACUCUGUACACAUGGGGAGGAUGGAUGAUUGCGUCUGGAUCCCAGGACAAGACGGUUCGGUUCUGGGACCUGCGAGUGCCCAGCUGUGUGCGGGUGGUGGGCACAACUCUGCAUGGCUCUGGAAGUGCAGUUGCUUCGGUGGCGGUGGAUCCCAGUGGGCGCUUGCUGGCCACAGGUCAGGAGGACAGCACCUGCAUGUUGUAUGACAUCAAAGGAGGUCGCAUAGUUCAGACGUACCGUCCACACGGCAGCGACAUUCGCUCAGUGCGCUUCUCGCCCGGAGCACAUCAUCUACUCACCGGCUCCUACGACAACAAAAUCAUCAUCAGUGACCUUCAAGGUGACCUCACAAAGCCCCUCCCUCAGACUGUGGCAGGCGAGCACUGGGAUAAGGUGAUCCAGUGCAGAUGGCACCCUCAUGACCGGACCUUCCUCUCCUCAUCUGCAGACCGAACUGUGGUCCUUUGGGCACCGGGUCCCUGAGAUAUUCACUCUGUAAACACGUCGACAGCAGCAGCAGAAGGCACAAGAACAAAGCCACUGCUGGGGUGUUUGUGUGCAGACGUGAAUCCAUUCAGUGAGCUGUUUGUGUGCUGCUCAGAGUUAACUGUGUGUGACUUUUCUUUGUGUAUUAGGGGGAGAUCACAGUCACUCUAAAGUUGUGCAUUUGUGAGAGUGUGUUUCCAUACUACUGUGUAUGUCUUUUGUUAAUUUGCCUAAGCAAGUGCAGCUCUCUGAAAGUAAGUGCACGUUUUUGGCUUUGCGGUUUAUUUAAGUUGAGCAAAAUGCCAUAAAAAUGACAAAAGAUGUUUGAUGUAAAUCCUCAGUGUUCACUUUCAUGUGGUAAUCGGUGUGUGUGUUUUUAUGUGUAUGUGUUCACCUAAAACCUUUUUGGCUUUUUAAAGCAGAGCAAAGAUGAACAAAGAUGUGGUAACAAUAGAAAUGACCAAUAUUGCCUGUAUUGACAAGCAUGAGUGAGUUCACAAAAAGCACACCCUUUAGUAUAUUUUUUUUCUCACACAUGCAAGACUACAUUUUAGUCAACAUUAUUUCAGAACAUGGGGGUCACUUUUGAAGUAGCAACAUAAAGUACUGCUAUUUCCAUAGGAGAGGUGAGCUGGUUUCUUUGUUAUGCAUAUCAUAAUGUGCCUUUUUGUAACAUUUGUAGAGCUAUUUGGAUGCUUGGAUUUACAGAGAGAUUUAUUUAUUUAUUUUCAGCUUUAUUUUGGUAAUUUCUCAUAUGCCUAGCCAUUUAAAAUGUUUGUAAUGUCACUGUUGUACAGAAAACGAUCGUCCUAAAGGGACUGUACACACUUGUAUAAACAAAGUUGUCCCCUGUGAUGGAUGUUGAAAACACUUGCAUAUGUUCAUGAUUGGAAUUCCAGUCAUUUUUUUUUUGGAACAAUUGUUGUUUAGCGUUCUAGGAGAAAGCUAUGGGAAUGUGUUCACAUUGGAGCUAAAGUUUUAAAAACUGGGUUUGUAGCAUUUUGCGCAUUUCAUCUGUAAAUACUCUGAGCUCACUGGUGCAGCUGAAUUAAAAGGAAAUGAAUUGUGGUGAAAGUUCAAUCUAUAUUUCAUCAAGCAGGAGCUGUUUAGGAUUGACAGUGCCCCCUGAAGUGCACCACUUAUCCAACUAUAGAUGUAAAGCAGGGACUCACCAGCUCUGGGAAUUUUCAGGAUGUAGAGUAAACUCGGGAAAUGAGGCACUUUAAGGUAAACGCUGUUGGAUUGCACAAUGUGAAAUGACAAAUCAGAGCACAUCCCUAUCCUUUAAUGAUUUUAUCUUUUGUGCACCUAUGCAGAAACCUGGUGGUUGUAAUGUAGAGGAGAGAGUGAAUGUUAGAUUGUUGUAUUCCUAAUUUUUUUAACAUCAUCUGCCACUCACAAUGCCAUAUUACUGUCAUUUGAAAGUGGUGUUAUUUUUUAAAUGUCUGUGUAAUUAUUGAACUGC
Molecule: messenger RNA, 4331 nt
Organism: Cheilinus undulatus (humphead wrasse)
Lineage: Eukaryota; Metazoa; Chordata; Actinopteri; Labriformes; Labridae
Product: WD repeat-containing protein 47-like
Exons: 16
Coding region: 191-2863 (890 amino acids)
Molecular function (GO): protein binding
Source: RefSeq, a predicted model, not a curated record